Molecule: messenger RNA, 3528 nt
Organism: Phytophthora nicotianae INRA-310
Lineage: Eukaryota; Oomycota; Peronosporomycetes; Peronosporales; Peronosporaceae
Product: TKL/MLK protein kinase
Exons: 1
Coding region: 207-1994 (595 amino acids)
Biological process (GO): protein phosphorylation
Molecular function (GO): protein kinase activity; ATP binding
Source: RefSeq, a predicted model, not a curated record
CCUACAAUUCCUUGUUCCCUUCACCAGACUGCAAACUGUGCCUAAUUCUGUGCAACGUUGCGGGAGCUGCAGGACGCGAUGCUGAGACUUUUGGGUUCGUUCCCUCUUGGAGGACCUCGAGGCACGAAGACACUCCUUGGGCAUGUAGCACAAGUGAAGCUGCCUGGUGACGUCAAUAAUCGAUCCCAGACUCUCUCGCCUCAACCAUGUCGAUCUCCGUGACUCAAGUAAUGGUUCUUCUGGUGACGGUCAUUUACAUCACUGCCCCUGCAAUCGCCAUGGAUGCGAUGCAAGUUUUCUCCCGUGGAGUAUGUGUUGGUGCACCCAAUACUCUGAUCAUGAAGAACUCGGAGGACUGUGAAGAUAACACGUGUAAGCGCCGAGAAUUUGGCGAUGACCCGUACAAUGUCUCGGUCAAUUGCAAUAUAUCGGACCGAUUCGACCAUGCCGCUGAGGUCUUUACUUACAACUACGUAGUCAUCGAGUACUACGACCAGAACACAAGCUGCAAUAGUGACAAUCUCACUGAGACCGACGUGUAUCCAGGGACCCGAGACUGCCAAGUUGCCUCAAUCAACGGCACAUCGUCUGUCAUGGUUUAUCUCUACACGAACGGCUCGGUGGAUGUGUUCUUCUUCAAAGACGAUGUCUGUGGUGGCAAUAGCAACUUCAAUUUUACCUUGAGUGGUGCUGAAGUCGCCAAUGGUGACUGUAUCAAGGGAGGGUACAAGGUGUACACUAGCUACAGCCUCAGUGCUACCAGUAGCUCGAGUUCGGGCAACACUGCGGUCUCGCAACUAGGGCGGAAUGCCUCCAGUUCAAGCGGUAUCAUCGCCAGCUCCAGUAGCAACAAAGGCGCAGUCCCGGUCACAACCUCUAAAGGAUCAGGUGUGAACAUCGGAGCCAUUGCUGGCGUCGUCGCAGGAGUGAUCGUUGCUGUGUUGCUCAUUGUUAUUGGGUUUCUAUGGUACCGUCGUCGAUCUAAGAGAGCAAAGGGAUCACCAUCGGGUGGCAACAAAGUCACAGACGGUUAUGCUACAGUCACCUCCCCGACAACGGGCCAAAAGAGCACGGAUUCUGACAUUACGGAUUUCUCCAGCUCACUCGGCUUGGGGCCUCGCAGCUUGGCUGGCCUUUGGGAUGACGAAGCCAUCGCAACAGCCCGUAUUCCACGUGAAAAAUUGGAGAUACAGCAGUUGAUCAGUCGAGGGGGCUACGGAGAGAUUUACUUUGGAUUCUUCAUCGGCAAAUGUGUAGCGAUCAAGACGCUACUUCCAGAACUUCGUAAGAGCGUCAAACACGUCAACGGCUUUCUUGAUGAAGUGCGGCUUUUGGCACGACUCGAUCACCCGCGUAUCGUGCAAUUUGUUGGUAUAGCCUGGAAUACUCUCGCUGAUUUGUGUUUUGUGCUGGAAUACAUGGAAGGCGGCGAUCUCCAUGCUCUUCUCGCGACUUACGAGGCACAAAACUUUGAUACUGGCUUUGACAAGAGCAAAGUCACUAUCGCACUCCACGUAGCUCAUGGAUUGACCUACUUGCAUUCCCUCGACCCCCCAGUGCUGCACCGUGAUCUUAAGUCCAAGAAUAUUCUCCUGAGCUCCGAGUUGGAGGCGAAAAUUACGGAUUUUGGCACUUCUCGCGAGCGUGGGGAAAGAACGAUGACGGCAGGGGUCGGAACUUCACUGUGGAUGGCUCCUGAGGUCAUGUUGGGCCAGCGGUACGAUCACAAAAGUGACAUAUUCUCGUUUGGUGUCGUGCUCUCGGAGUUGGACCAGCACAAGCUGCCGUACUCGCACGCAAAAGGUCGAAAACUCCCAGACACGGCACUUUUGCAGAUGGUGGCAUUGGGCACAAUUAGCGUGGAGUUUUCGUCUGGAACAUUGGAAUCGAUGGUACAAUUGGGUAAAUCUUGCGUAGCUGUGGAUCCUGACGAUCGCCCGACCGCCGCAGAAGCACUGUACCAAUUGCAACUGAUCCUAAGGCAGGAGCUAUGAGGCGAAGGAUUCUUGGCACUGAGGUACUAGCUCGGCGAUGUUGAUUGUUCUACCGCUGUUUCCAGCCUACAAAGUGGAGUCAUCAUCAAUUUUGACGAUCCUAUUCGUUUGCAUCACGAUGACUAAUACAAACUCGUGGAAAAUGGCAACUUUUGGUUUUGCAUCUCAAACCUUGAAAAAUCAAAAGCAUAUUUUUUUAUUGUAACAAUUACCACCGAGUCGUGGAGUCGUGCAGCAUUCGCUGGGGAGGCAGACGUUGGUGUCCACGUGUCGAUAAAUAUUGAGAGCUCCCUCCCCCUUCGGCCUUUCAGCAGUCGACGUCUUGGCAAAGAGCUCACACGUCCGUCUCACGCGCGCCUUACCACGUCGCAAAUCUCUAGAAAAGCCUCGCUGGUUGGUUGGCCUCCUGCUUCUCGCGAAUGCGGACCUCGAGUUUGCGACUGCUGUCCAUAAUAUCCUCGAUACUAGCAAUGCAGUUCUUUAUCUGACCAAAAUAGUGGCGCUCCGGCGUCGACGAGAAGUCGGACCCACUGCCGGUCGAGUCUCUGCCUCCUUCCUUGAGAGCCAGAAGAUCCGAAUCCCCACGAGACCCGAACAUGACGCGUUUCAUGUGCUGCGAGUUCAACGACAUACUGACAGGAAUCGUCUUGACCGGCAACACGGGCGACAGCGGCGCCGACAGUGGCCCAUCUCGCAUCUCCGCGUCGUCAGCCGCGGGGUUGCUGGAGCUCUGCGAGUCCUGGCGGAGAACGGUGAGGUUCAGUCUAUUGUGCUCCUCUGGACUCGGCUCUUCCUCGUCCGUAAGCGAAUCUUGCGGCUGUUUCUCCUUCUCAACGGCAGCAGAGUCGGGCAAACUUUCCUCCUCCACUAUCGCCUUGUGGAGGGAACUUUUGCUUGCAAUUUCGGAUGUGGGUUCCAGGAAACUGGUGCUGGGACGCCUGGAGCUGAGUGCACUAUUGAUAACUCGGUCUUCCUCCUCCUUGGGCGCGUAUUCCCCGACCUGCAGCAGCUUCAGGAGUCUCUCUUGGCUACGAGGCGUCAUUGGACGCGUGCAGACCUGCUGCAUGUACUCAUUGAGUAUCACUUGACGCGCUUCAACGGUCUCGGGCUGCAGUGAAGCCUUGCGACUCCACCAAAGCUUGGGCGGUAACUUUACGGAGAUACGCGGCGCUUGCGGUGCCAGCUUCAGCCUCUUGCCGAAGUGCGAGAACUGGCGGAAACGGAUAAGGCGGUGGUAGCACAGCCCGUCGUAGUUCACGGAUGUUCGGUAGACUGUGUAGGCCAAUGGAGAGUCCGGGUGGCGCGUCUGGGAGCCAAUCACAGCCACGCGUAGCUGUCCAGACAUGUUGCAGUACCUGGUCGACUGGUUUGGAGAGUGGCCAGAGCCCCACAAGCAGCGCAGACAGCGGGAGAAGAUGCCGCACAACACGAUGAAUUCUAACUUCGGACUUGAGUGCGCCGUCGCAAAUGGCAGAAUGAGGGCGUUGGGAUGGUACAGAUGUUCGAGGGAAAAUAAAAGAUGUUUACCUUACAA